Molecule: messenger RNA, 1579 nt
Organism: Tauraco erythrolophus (red-crested turaco)
Lineage: Eukaryota; Metazoa; Chordata; Aves; Musophagiformes; Musophagidae
Source: RefSeq, a predicted model, not a curated record
GUUUUACUGGGACCUCAUCAUGCUGCUUCUGAUGGUGGGGAAUUUGAUCAUCCUGCCUGUGGGCAUCACCUUCUUCAAGGAUGAGAACACGCCUCCCUGGAUUGUUUUCAACGUGCUUUCGGACACUUUCUUCUUGGCUGACUUGGUGCUGAACUUCCGGACGGGCAUUGUGGUGGAGGACAACACAGAGAUCAUCCUUGACCCUCACACCAUCAAAAUGAAGUACUUGAAGAGCUGGUUCCUGGUUGACUUCAUCUCCUCCAUCCCGGUUGACUACAUCUUCCUCAUCGUUGAUCUGGAGACCCAGGUGGAUUCUGAUGUCUACAAGACAGCCCGGGCCUUGCGCAUCGUCCGCUUCACCAAGAUCCUCAGCCUGCUGCGCCUGCUGCGCCUCUCGCGCCUCAUCCGCUACAUCCACCAGUGGGAGGAGAUCUUCCAUAUGACGUACGACCUGGCCAGUGCUGUGGUGAGGAUCUUCAACCUCAUCGGCAUGAUGCUGCUGUUGUGUCACUGGGACGGCUGCCUCCAGUUCCUGGUGCCCAUGCUGCAGGACUUCCCCGAGGACUGCUGGGUCUCCAUCAACCACAUGGUGAAUGACUCCUGGGGGAAGCAGUACUCGCACGCCCUGUUCAAGGCCAUGAGCCACAUGCUCUGCAUCGGCUACGGGCAGCAGGCGCCUGAGGGCAUGACUGACGUCUGGCUCACGAUGCUGAGCAUGAUCGUGGGGGCCACCUGCUAUGCCAUGUUCAUCGGCCACGCCACCGCCCUCAUCCAGUCGCUGGACUCAUCCCGGCGCCAGUACCAGGAGAAGUACAAGCAAGUGGAGCAGUACAUGUCAUUCCACAAGCUGCCUGGGGACACGCGCCAGCGGAUCCACGAGUACUAUGAGCACCGCUACCAAGGCAAGAUGUUUGACGAGGAGAACAUCCUGGGCGAGCUCAGUGAGCCACUCAAGGAGUGCCGCAACCUGGUGGCCAACAUGCCCCUGUUUGCCAAUGCAGACCCCAACUUUGUGACAGCCAUGUUGACCAAGCUGCGCUUUGAGGUCUUCCAGCCCGGGGACUUCAUCAUCCGCGAGGGCACCGUGGGCAAAAAGAUGUACUUCAUCCAGCACGGGGUGGUCAGCAUCCUCACCAAGGGCAACAAGGAGACAAAGCUGUCUGAUGGCUCCUACUUUGGGGAAAUCUGCCUGCUGACACGGGGCAGGGGGGCGGGGAAGAAGAACUCCAUCCUGCUCCGCAAGCGAGCUGAGCACAACGCGGGACCCAUGAACACCGAGAUGAUCCAGCAGAUUGUGAAGCACGACCAGGACAUGGCCCACAACAUCCAGGACCUGCAGCAGAUGGCGAUGGGCCGGGAGCUGAGCGGAAAGCCGGUGAUCUGGGAGCCGCUGCCCCAGCAGCUGGUGAAGCACAGGAGCAUCCAGGGCUUGCCCGUGGGGCGGCUCACCCAGGACGUCCGGCUCCUCUCCGCCUCCCAGCCCUCCCUUCCCAAUAAAGUGGCCCAGCAAGCCGACGGGAGCUCCUUGCAGCAGGGCAGGAAAUCCGCGGGGAACCUGGCUCGUAGAUCCUCUCCCUCG